This is a messenger RNA of Eurytemora carolleeae, 1862 nucleotides long. Its product is annotated as trichohyalin. The record is from RefSeq and is a predicted model, not a curated record. Gene Ontology annotation, biological process: cilium organization. NCBI's taxonomy places the organism in Eukaryota, Metazoa, Arthropoda, Copepoda, Calanoida, Temoridae. The coding region runs from base 48 to 1862 and encodes 604 amino acids. The transcript has 23 exons. Gene Ontology annotation, cellular component: cilium.
AGAUUUAGAAAAAUAAAUAAAUGGAGGUUUUAUAAAAGUGUCUGAAAAUGAUAGAAAUCGACUCUCAGAGAGGAGAGUCAGAAACCGACUUUUAUUCCAAACUGUUGGCCUUAAAACAGGAACAAGAAGAUCAUCUCAAACUUGUUGAAGAGAUCUACAGAAAAGAGCUAGCUACUGGAGGGAUCACUGGCCACCAACCUGUCCCUAAAAGUAUUCUAAAGAAAUCUGCCAAGCUUCAACGGGAUUUAAAGAGGAUCACCACAAGCAGUUCAAGUUUAAAUUCGUCCAUCAAUUCUUCAAGAAAAUCAUCAUUGGGAUCAGAACCAGAACCCAGAUUUAGAAGACGUGAAGCAUAUGAUUUACAGUCUGGAGGAAAAGAAGGAAGUACAAAAACUGAAAGUGGAAAGCGGGAGAGGCAUUUAUACAGGCAGAGGGCAGUAAUCAAAAGCAGAUCAGUGGAAAAUAUUAAGUUUUCUUUUUCAAGGUCCAGAACUUCAGAAAGUGCAACAUCUUAUUCACAAGAUCUUUCAGACAAUAUAAGCGAUGAUUCAAGUCUAGAAAACUUUAAGGCAAAAAGUAGAAGAGUCGGCAAUGAUAGAAACUUGAAUAAGGAGAAUUUUCACAUAGAGAAUCGGCGGUCAAGAAGCCAUGAAAAGAAAGAACACAAAACUCCUCAAAAAGGCGGGGAGACUGAUCGCCGCCAUUUUGUAAAACAGAGACCCAGCAGCGCGCCACAAAGACGACCUCUUGAAGAGAAAAAGUUUAAAUCAACGGUUCCUCAACCUUUUCAAAUGACUUUAAGAGAAGAGAUGAAGAGAAGUGAAAGAGAAGCUGCGAUGAAACUACUUCAGGAAACAAUGGAACAGCAAGUUGAAGAACCUGUUCCUGUACCGACCUUUAAACCUGUUCAAGUGCCAAAACAUACAAAAGUUAAUUUAUUAGGUAAAAUAGAGAGAGAAAAGGAAAAACGAAGAGAACAGAAAAAAAUUGAAAGCACUCAAAAACUUUUAGCAACAAAACCUUUUAGUUUUAUGACAAGAGAUGAAACAAGAAAAUUAGGAAAUCAAACAGAUCUUUACAAACUUUGCUUACGAACAAAUCAGAAUAUGCAGUCUAAAAGAGAAAGAACUGAUUUAGACCGACUCUACAGAGAAUAUAUGGAAAACAAAGAAAAGAAAAGAAGAUUAGGAGAAGAAGCGCUGAAAGCAGAAAAGAUGAAGCUGCAUGAUAGAAAAUCAAGUAGAAGUGGGUCCAGAGGCAGCAGCGAAGAGAUUAAACUACGACGACCUUUAUCCGCAUCAAUUCUUCAGGAAAGAAGAAACUAUGAGAAAAAUUUCAAUAUGGCGACAAAUCUUAGAAUGCGUCUUCUUCAAGAAAACAAAUCCAGAGUAGAGGAAGAGCGAAGAAGAGAGGAGAAGAAGGAAGAAGAGAGAAGAGAAAGGGAUCGAAGAAGAAGGAUGAAUAAUCCAGUUUGGGAUAAUAUCAGGGAGUUUAAAGAGGAAAUGGAGGAAAUGAUGAGAAGAGUUGAAAACCAACCUACUCUUUUCCAGAAGCAAGGACAGGUUCAAGCAGUUAAAAGUGUUGAGAAGAUAUACGAAUAUGUUUUAAAGCGACAGGGAUUACAAGUUGAAGAUAUUAACAAAUUAGCAGAAUCUGAACACACAACAGAAAAAGAUUUUUCUAAGGAGUACCCUGGCACUUGGGAGAAUGGAUUUCGGAUUGGACUAAGAAAGGAUUAUGGAUCUUACAACUGGGAAAAUUACUCUGAGGAUGAUAAAGUUGGAGGAAAAAAGGAAGCGCUAGGAAAAGGGAACGAAAGCCAAAAAUUUCUUAGUCUUGUUGGUUGGUCCGGUAGCCAUUAA